Molecule: messenger RNA, 2528 nt
Organism: Rhopalosiphum maidis (corn leaf aphid)
Lineage: Eukaryota; Metazoa; Arthropoda; Insecta; Hemiptera; Aphididae
Product: resistance to inhibitors of cholinesterase protein 3-like
Exons: 10
Coding region: 191-1699 (502 amino acids)
Biological process (GO): synaptic transmission, cholinergic; protein localization to cell surface
Cellular component (GO): intracellular membrane-bounded organelle; neuron projection; neuronal cell body
Source: RefSeq, a predicted model, not a curated record
GCAGUAAUUUUGUUUUUAUCCCUCCGAUAGUCCCGAUUACUUAGCCACUGUCCUAAUAUUAUUUAUAGGAUUUUCUUUAAAUUUCACAUCUGUGUUGUUGCACGAUCGCUUUAAAAUGCCGUAAAUUGGUUGACGAAGUUUGGCAUAAUAUUCCAUUUUAGGAUAAUUGAAGAUAAUAACAUUAACAGACAUGGCAACAGAGAUAAGUCAAAGCAAAACAAUCUGCAUUCUAGCUGUUGUAGCAGGAUGUUUUGCCAUUCUAUGGCCAUCUUUAUUUUAUCCAAUGCUAAAAGGAUCAUUUGCGCCUCCGACGCACACAGGCUGUUGCAAUGUGUUGUCUAGUACGGACGUGAAUAUAGUUAAAAUAGUAACGGAUAUAUGUGCUCGUGUAAUUGAAACAACGGACAAAAAAACAAAAUUGGAAAAAUGUCGUCAGGAAAUUUUCAACACAUGUGCAAUCAAUAUAACUGAUUUAACCAAUGAAAAUAAGGUUGGAAAAAUUACACAUAAUAAACGUUUAAUUGAUGAAAUAAGAUCCUUGAAUGGAUCUCUAUGUCUAAAAUAUCAUUAUGGAGUUUCCUUGACAAGUUUAGGGGUUACACAUAGACUUAAAGAAAGCGAUCCUUUAAUGAAUAAUAUUUACCAAGAAAGAACUCCUGUUCACUUAAGAGCCUCCAAAGCUUCAAUGCAUCCAGCAUUAAUGGAAAAAGGACGGGCAAUUCCUCAACCUCAUAUUGGACCUAGACAUGGCAGUGCAACUCCUCAUAGUUUUAAACCACCAAUUCCAGGUUCAAGACCAACAAUGGGAGGUAUGGGCGUUGCUAGUAAUAAAAUUACUGGAGGAGAUGGUGGUAGUGCUAUGAAUAUACUAAUGCCCAUGUAUACGAUUGGAAUUCUUCUUUUUUUUGUAUAUACUAUGAUGAAGUUGUUGUCGAAAAAAGACGAAGUUGAAGAUCCUAUUGGUGAUAAAUAUUCUUCACAUUAUCCUUGUAACAGAGAUAAUAAUUCAAAGCUACAGCCGCAGAAUCUUCCUACAAAAUUAGGAUUCAUUGAAAAGGAUACGAGGGAUUUAGAAAUAGAUGCGCUCCGUCGCAAGCUAGAAGAAACAGAAGCUGCGAUGGAACGCAUUGUUAAGCAAAUGAUAUUGGCGUCUGAGUGCAAUGGGAUGGAUGGGAAUAAGGAGUUUAAAAAUGAAAAUAUUGAUGAAGGAGAAUGUCUGACAAAUACAAUAUCCAAUGACAAUGUAAAUGAUAAGAUUACCACUAAAAAGUCUGCUCCGUCAGAAGAAUCAGAAAGUAUUAAGUCUUUAAACAUUUCUGAACCAAACGACGAAGAUACUACAGAUUCAGAAAUUUCCGUAAAAAAAAUAAUUCAAGUAGUUAAUAUGGAAACAUCUGAAAGUGUUGGUGGGGGUCAUUGUUGGACUCCGACUGAAAAAGAGAAAAUACCGUCAAAAUGUAAAAUAACAUCUAUAGAAGAACCCAUUUCUCUACUUAUUCCUGGUAUGAUUCCUAAGAACUCUCAAGUUUUAAUAAGCGAUGGUCCACACAACACUCCCUUAGAAACUGAAGAUCACGAAGCAGUAAUUUCAAGCAAAGUUACAUUAUCAUUAAUACCCGAUGAUCGGAUAGAAGAAUACCUGACUAGUGAUGAAGCAGAAGAUGAUAAUACUACUUCAACAUUAUCAAACAUUAAGUAAUAUGACAAAAAAUGAAAACAUAACCAUACGAUUUUCUUAUAUUUAAUAAUAUAUGACGAGUAAAUAAACUAAACGUACGUGCACGAUUUAAAAAUAGAUAUUGUUUUGGAACUUGACAAAGAGUAAUUAAUGUGGGAAUAGGAAUGGAAGUUUUUAAUUGCACAUUUAUAAUGCACUUUAAUAUUUUGUGGUAGAUUUUAAUUUUAUUACUAUAUACAUGAAUGAGCCAUUGUGUAAUAAACAUUUCAAUGUAUGUUAACAGAUAAGUGAUUAUAUGAUCAGUAUUUAAGUAUCUAGUUUGUCAAUUUAUAAGUCCAUUUUUUUUUUAUAUAUUUAAAGUACCAACUUUAGACUGAUAAUGUUGCCAAAUGUUUAGCAAAUAUUACUUGAAUUUAUUGUUCUUUACCUAUAAUAAAUAUUUUAUGUGUCAAAUCAAAAGAACUAUAUUUCUGAGCAGAGCAACGAAUUUAUUAAUUUUACAAAGAUGUGAUUUUUUUUUUUCUAUUUAUUUUGUUGAUAUAAUUUUUAAGUUUUGUUAAAAUAUUUUAAUCUUAAGCUGUUAUAGUGGAUUCUCGUAGCAAAUUGGUACUUUGUGGUUAAAAAGUACUUUUUUAGAGUAACAACUUCCUGGUAUUUUAUGAAAAUAAUCGGUAAAAACAAGAGAUACAAUUGAGAAAAACGGGAAUUUUUACUACAAAUCUGAUUUCAACUAAAUAGUUUUGUUUUAAAUUGUGUAUUUGAUCUUACUGAAGUUUGCCUAGGUGUGUUUAUACACUUGAGCCGGGCCUGCUACUGUGUGAAGUAUAAAUAAAAUGGAGCAGAAAAUAAA